This is a messenger RNA of Trichoderma atroviride IMI 206040, 1470 nucleotides long. The record is from RefSeq and is a predicted model, not a curated record. Lineage: Eukaryota; Fungi; Ascomycota; Sordariomycetes; Hypocreales; Hypocreaceae.
AUGCGCACAACCCUGCGCAGGUCCUGCAACGCAUGCGCAAAGGCGAAGCUUGGCUGUGAUCUCCGAGUUCCGCAGUGCUCUCGAUGCCUCAAGCGCAAGUCCAAGUGCGUUUAUGCCAACUCGCCUCUGAAUACGCCCCUGGACGCAACGGGGCCAUUAGCAGAGACGACGGGGCACAGCUCGGAGAUGGUAUCGCGACCCUCGGAAAACCCGGGAUUGUUGAUAAAUCCGGCGACAGCGUCCUUUGAUCCCUUUGACUCAUACCCGUCGACAAGACUCCCUCGACUGCAUGUGCAACGCCUCAUCCACCGGUUUCUUUCCAGCAUUGCGUUCCAAUAUUAUCCCUUGGAUCUCAAUAUAGAGUCAAAUCCAUUCAUUGUUUCCUGGUGGCCGCUUGCCCUCGCAGAUCAAGCGUUAUUCCAUGUUUCAUUACAGACAGCCUCUCUUUAUGAGGAGCUGCAGGCGCAAAAGGGAUUUCCAAUAUCCGACCUCCUCAUGGUGGACUCGAUUGCGUUAGUCAGAAGAAGGAUCGAAAACUCGUCAUUGGCGUUUCAAGACGAGACCAUUGACUCUGUGGUGACCUUGGCGGCCAUUGAGCAUGGCAAGGGAAACAUCGAAGCCAGCAAAACGCAUAUCGAUGGAGUCAAGAGGAUGGUCAUCUUCAGAGGUGGAAUCAAUGAAGUAAAGCGUAAAAGUCCGCUGACGGCGCGUAUGGUGUCAUGGGUAUCUAUGCUGGUAAUGGGAGCUCCUCAAUUCCCAGCCAAGGAUGACUUUGGCGACGGAGAUGGUAUCAGUCCAAUACCGCAGUGGCAACUUGCUUCAACCGACGCAGAAACGACGGGAGGGAUCUUUGACGAUUUAAAUAUAAACCCGGCCCUGGGCAGCAUUUUAUCACGUCUAAAACCCAUCUUUCAGGACCCACGGCAUUCGAAUCUCACAAAUACAGCACUGCAUGAUCUGACGUGUUAUGUCAUACACAGGCUGCUGUUGCUGCCUCCACUCAUAGAUGGGAAUCCGAUGCAGUCAGCUGCUUCAGAGUGCCUUCGAUAUGCGGCGGCCCUCUAUAUGCUAAUCAUACACGGCACCACAUACUAUUCCCACGCCGGAUUGGCACACAUCAUAAUCCUUCAACUACGGUACCAUCUAAUGGUCUUGGCUGGAACUAGCUACAUGCAUGAGCCACACAUAAUCUGGGCUCUUUCUGUUGGCAUGGUGUCGACGAUGGGGGGAGAGGGCCAUCAGUGGUUCUUGAAUGAAACCACUGCGGCUGCAGAAACCCUCGACCUCGAGACUUGGGAGCAUGUGCUCAUGCGGCUGCAGAGCAUACUUUGGAUAAGAGUGCCACAGGAAGACCUUUUUCACCAGACGUGGAAUGAAGUAUUUGAGGCUGCUGCGAAACGCAGGCAACAAGUUUCUCUGCUUGCAUCGCAAUCACCCAAUUAGGCAAUAGACCUUGUUCAAUACCCUUGA